Messenger RNA from Carassius auratus (goldfish), 1759 nucleotides. RefSeq lists its product as uncharacterized. The transcript has 3 exons. The record is from RefSeq and is a predicted model, not a curated record. Lineage: Eukaryota; Metazoa; Chordata; Actinopteri; Cypriniformes; Cyprinidae. The coding region runs from base 296 to 1711 and encodes 471 amino acids.
UGCAUGAGCUCUAGGCCAAAUUAACAUCUGUCUUUGGCUGUGUUCUCAAGAUGGAUUCGACAAAAAAGGUAUCAAAGCCCUGUUUAUAUCCAGAAAUUUGCCAGAUAUGGAUAUGUGUGUGAUGUGCAUACAUAAAGCGCACAUUUUUUUACCCUUUUAUUUUUCCCAAUAGGUCACAAAGAAACUUGCAGGUGCUGCUUCAGGAACAUCUGCCUGGUGCACAAAUUUCGGAAACGAACACGGCCAGUUCCUUGUCUCUGUGCUGACAGCUGCCGAGAGACAUGGACUGGACUCCAUGGCAGCUGGUCUGAUGAAACGAUACCGAGAGGCAGGAGAGGCAGCCCCAAAAGUGAUGUACGUGGACAGGGACUGCUGCAGUCAGUACGGCCAAUCGCGGGUGAAGAUCAUGUUUUCGGAGUGGGAUGAGCUUGUAGUGCGCCUCGACAUCUGGCACUUCAUGCGGCGAUUUGCUGCAGGUGUCACGACAGAGGCUCAUCCGCUCUACGGGAUCUUCAUGGCACGUCUGUCCACGUGCAUCUUUCAGUGGGAUCCAGAGGAUGUGGCUGCUCUUUGCUCCGCAAAAGAGGGUGACCUGGCGGCAAAGAAGACUGGCCACAUCUCAGAAAAGGCGGUCAGUGCUCGCAUUACCCGGAGGGAGUUGGCACUGCACUGCCGGAGGAGGACCAGGGGGGUGGAGGAGACCACCAGAUUGAUUAGGUCACUGAUUGAUCAGUUUGACAGUGCGGAUGGGAAGGACACCCUGGGAGUUCCUCUGCUGGACCACGAACAGAUCCAGCAGAUAUGGAAGGAACAGCGCAAGCACGUCCAGUGUAUCCAAGACCCAGAGGACUUUCCGCUGUACAUGAAGACAGGGACACUGAAGAAAGGCGGCGUGGAGCUGUGCUGCUACAGGUGUGCUCGUGGCUCUACCUCCUUGGAGUCAUUACACUUCCACCUGAACCGUUUUAUUCCAGGAACCAGUGCCAGCGAUGCGCAUUUUCAGGCUUAUCUCCUUGAGGGCUUGAUGCGUUGGAAUGAUGACCGAAUGGAAGACGCCAUAAAACGGGCGUCCUCCAUUCGGACAUAUGGCAGUGCCAUGAGCGAGGCUGUGGACUGGCUUAGCCGAACAGUCUUUGCGAAGCCCUGGGAUGAGCGCUAUCGCCCUCCUGGAGCAUAUACAGGUGAAUUGCUAGAAAUCGAGUACCUUUACAGCCAGACUGGCAAAACACUGACUCCAGUGCUCCAGAACCCAGAGGAGGAAGACCGGCUGGUGGAGGAGGUUGAUGAUCAUGACCUGCUAGAUGAGGGGUUUGAGGAAGAGAGCAUGGAGGACAUCACAGUUCCAGUGCUGUAUGAGGAUGACCCCUGCCUCAGAAACAGCCCCUCAUCUUUGCCUCUGCCUCAGUCCCCAGCAUCACUGGCUGAGCCGUCCACAUCAUCUGGAGGAGAGGGACAGCAUCUCGCCCCUGCCUCUUCAGUGCUGUCACAGCCAUCUGACAUUGGAAGCAGUGUCUCCAGCGAGGCUCAGGUACGACACUCUAUAUUCAGACAACUUUUCACCUCUUUUUCUCACACUGACUUAAAGUCUAAGGAAGCGGUUCUGAAUUCCAGUCCUCACUCCCCAAAGGUCUGCAUGUUUUGCAUGUCUCUCUUUGUUAGCACACCUGAUUCAGAUAAUCAGCUCAUUAGAAGUGAGCUCCACUGCGACUGACAUGGUCCCUACACAGUGUUCAUUGCUCCCCACUCCCUGAGCAGGGGA